GUGCUACUGAAACCUUGCCGCACAUACGUUAAUGUAAUCGUAUAAUGCUCAUAGCAAUUACACACGUAAACUCCACGCGUAAUUUUCAGCACGCCACCUUUUAUAAUCAAUUAAUACAAAUUGAACAUUGCACAUUUGAUACAAAAUCAGUUCCAGCAGUGCUUCCCAAGUCUCUGAACUAUUCUGUACGUUUUUACUGACUUUAAAAACUUGGAAGGAAAAUACUGUGAAGGAAAGAAAGUAUUUCUCAGUAAGGUAGAAUGUCAACAAUGAAAUGUAUCACAUUAAAAGAAGAAAUGAAGAGGAAUCCUCAAUUGAAAUUAUCCGAUAUACAAUCACUAAGAGAGUGGUGCGAAAAACAACCGCACUUGCCAAAAGUUGAGGAUACUUUUCUUGCCUUGUGUCUUUACAGGCAUAAUUAUCAAAUGGAACCAACGAAAAACCUAAUUGAGAAUUAUUAUACAACCAGGACGCACUUACCAGAAUUUUUUUGCAAUCGGGAUCCGCUCGGGGAAAAAAGGAUAAGACAGGCCUCCCAAGUCAUGACAUAUUUUCCUCUGGAAGAAACAACAAAAGAUGGCUAUAAACUGAUAUAUGGAACAUAUUUAGACACCGAUCCUUCUCUCUAUGAUAUUAAUGACACUACCAAAUAUUACCUGAUGAUGUGCGACAUGUAUUUUUUAAUGGAUGGUACUACGAACGCAUGUCGUAAUGUCGAUUUAAUUUAA
Wasmannia auropunctata (little fire ant) is the source of this 728-nucleotide messenger RNA. RefSeq lists its product as uncharacterized. Gene Ontology annotation, cellular component: membrane. The record is from RefSeq and is a predicted model, not a curated record. The transcript is spliced from 4 exons. The coding region runs from base 261 to 728 and encodes 155 amino acids. Gene Ontology annotation, molecular function: phosphatidylinositol bisphosphate binding. Lineage: Eukaryota; Metazoa; Arthropoda; Insecta; Hymenoptera; Formicidae.